Molecule: messenger RNA, 3352 nt
Organism: Leptinotarsa decemlineata (Colorado potato beetle)
Lineage: Eukaryota; Metazoa; Arthropoda; Insecta; Coleoptera; Chrysomelidae
Biological process (GO): regulation of transcription by RNA polymerase II; animal organ morphogenesis
Cellular component (GO): nucleus
Molecular function (GO): RNA polymerase II cis-regulatory region sequence-specific DNA binding; DNA-binding transcription factor activity, RNA polymerase II-specific
Source: RefSeq, a predicted model, not a curated record
ACGGAUAACCUAACCACAUUCUUACAACAGCACAACUCGGGUUUUACUCGAUAACUGACCGUCUAUCAGUUCGCAUUCAGUAUCAUUCAAAUUUAUUCAAAUUUACGGCCUCCGACAUUUGUAUACAGAACCGUCGCGUGUUUUGUAUAUAAACUCUGUAUACAAUAUUUGUGUAUACAACUCGUUACGAGUAUCAAAUGUUUGUAAUAUAAAGACGAAAGUUUAAAUUGUUUGCUUUAUACGAGUAAAUGUUUAAAGUAUGAUGAAGGAGCAACAGUUAGCCGAAGUCAGUGCGUCCACUCAGCUUUCGCCAGUCGUGCAUCAGAACAUCAACAUCCAACAGCAUCUACAUCAACUUCAUCUCCACCAGAAUCACACUAGUGUUAUUUUAUCGAAUGACCAACCGCAGACGUCAACACAACAUGUAUCUCCGGAAACGACAACCCAGGACCCCGACACGAAGCCUUCCAGUUCUGACAAAAAAUCUGGAAUACGCCGACAAGAAAAACCACCGUAUUCCUACAUAGCGUUGAUAGUGAUGGCCAUUCAACAUUCUCCAACUAAAAGGCUGACGCUUAGUGAAAUAUACACGUUUCUGCAGCAAAGGUUUCCGUUUUUUCGUGGCUCCUACCAGGGUUGGAAAAAUUCAGUGCGGCAUAAUUUAUCUUUGAACGAGUGUUUCAUCAAGCUGCCCAAAGGACUAGGGAGGCCGGGUAAGGGACACUACUGGACAAUCGACCCUGCCAGUGAGUUCAUGUUCGAAGAGGGCUCUUUCAGAAGGCGGCCCAGAGGUUUCCGGAGAAAAUGCCAAGCUAUGAAACCGCAGUACCAUCCGGGAACAUUCUUCACAAAUAAUAUGGCUGGGAUAGUAAACCAAACCACGGGGUAUGAUCACCAGACCUUGAUGCAACCUCAAGAAUAUUCUACUUGUUCUUAUAACGCCGGUUCGCCGCAAGUUUCAUCCGUAUCUGCGUCGCAUUACACGAAUUAUGAUUACCCUUCGGUUUAUCAGCAACAAUGUGAAAGGGACUGGGGUUCUUCGAGUACUUUGUUGCCUGCUUAUUCGGAUAGUGCUAUCACGAGUACUUACUUGAAAGCUCCUCUGAGUCCUAUGCCGGAAAAUCAGGACACCCCCCCUCCUGCUUUGACCGACAACUAUUAUCCCUAUGGCACGAUUACCUCCUCGUCGAAUGAUAACAUGUUGAGGCCCUCAAGUAACACAAUGCAGCCAAUCCAAUGUGAUAGAAAACCCUACAUAAGCCCUCCACCGCCAUCGAUUCCGUCAUCUCUACCGUCACCUCCUACAGCAAAUACACCACACUCAUAUUAUGAGUCAUCUGUUAAAUAUAGUAUGUAAUUGAUUUAGUAAAUUUUUUUGUGAACUAUACCCUAGAAUAUAAUAUAAUUACGAUGUCGUUAGGUAUAGGUGAAUUAGGGAGAGCAACAAUGUAACAGCGCCCAUGAAGAACUUUUUUUUUAAUUUUUUGUAACCGGCCUGUUCUCUAUUUGAAUUUCUUCUGAUUAUUUAUUCAAUACCAUUAUCAAUUGUUGUUUUCAUGUACAACUUUACUGUAAAACUUGUCAAUGACAGAAUGCCUGGGAAAAGGAUCAAUAUCAUUUUGAAACUUUCUCCUGAUUUAAACACUUCUCCACACCAGAACAAAAAAACUGUCUCGUGAAGCGCAUUUCGCUAACCAAGAUAGUUUCAUUUAGAUAUGACUGAAAGACUAAUUUUUCUAGGUAUACUGAUGGUUUCAUUUGCAUAUAAAUAUUGAUUUCAAUUUAAGAGUCACCGGUAGACAGCUGUUUCAGCCUAGUGGGCAUCGUCAGUGCCGGGCAGGCGGUCCUCGAUUGAAGACAAAAUGUGGAUAAAUUGAUUAGCGAAAUGCAUGUCGAGCAAUACUAUUUUUCUUCUGGUGUAAGAAAAGGUUUUAAAUAGAUUCACUUUUCCCCAGAGAUUCCAACUUUCACUCAUCAUGCAUUUCUUUGCCGAAGUUUUGAAUUUUAUCAAGUUUGUCCCAGAUGCUCCACGAUAAUAAUUUCUUAAGGCAAUGUACAUCAUACUUGCCAAUAUACAGUUAUAUUUAAUGUUACCAAUACAACCGACUUCAACACAAAAGUUUGUUGAAACCAAUUUUAAAAUAAUUGGGAAGAAGAUAUUUGAUUUUCUUACCGUUUAUGACCUUGAAAAUAUCUGCGCGUCGUUUCUAUGAUUAGAAGCACAUAAUUAUCCAACUGGAAUCAGAAUAUUGACUCAACUAUUCAUUUGAUAGAACUGCAAUGGUCCAGACAACUUUCACACUGGCCAAGUUGUAGAGUGCUUUAGCAGAAAUGAUUAUUAUAAAAGUAGGAACAGAUUCAAUACAUUCAAUACAAAUAUAGUAACUGAAUACAGCUGUGCUUUAAUCGUUAGAUUCAUUUUGUGUGACACUAUGAAGCGCUUACGAUAACAAUGCCGGUACAAACAAAAACAACACAAAGUCUAUCAAUAAUACAAGAAUUUGAAAGAUAAUAGAAUCGGAAAUCACCAAUGUCUUGACACGGAUAUUAUUAAAAAUUUUAGAAAUUUACAAUUACUAAAUGUCGGAGUCCAAUAGUAUUGUAGUUCAAUUUUAAUUGCAAAAUUGUCAGAAAAUACGGCUUCUGCUUUAUGAAUACUAUUUAUAAUAAAUCAAAAUAGUUGCGUUACAAUGAAACGGUGUUCAUUAAAAAGAUUAUGAGCGAUAAGAAACAAUUUUGAAACAACCAAUUGUAAUGUUAAAAAAAAAAAUUCAGUUUUUUUUUCAACUGCUAGUAAUAAUAAAUCAUUCAACUAAAAUACUUACCUUGUAGAUAGAGAACAUGUCCUCCAACACUACUUCAUUAAAAUAUUAAUUACCAAGUUUUCAACAAUCAAACUAAAAUAAACUAACUCAAAUAGAGAACAUAACUCUUGAACAAUAGAUAUGAAUAUAACAACUUUAAUCGAAAAUUCACUUUGACUGUAUUGUAAAUUGGAUCCAUCCAUGUUGUUGAAGCAGCUAUUAUGGUGUGGUAAACACAAUUGUAGCUUGUAUCGAUACAAAAUAGCAAGUGCAUUAAUGAAACAAUCGUGAAAAUGAAAUUCAUUAAAAUAAUGACAGGAAAAUUUCAUUUAUAUCAGAUUUGAAAAUUGAAGUCGUAUUAGAGAAGAAAGUCAUUCAACCGUUCUGACAGUAAGUCAGAUAGAAUACAAAUUUCGAUCUCUAACAAAUAAGUUCUUAGAUAGAAACAAUCAGAAGUUCUUCGAAUGGUUGAAAUAUUCCAAAUUCAACACUUUUGGAAGUUGAAUUCAUCCGUCAAAGGGCAUUUUUUUACAUGUCCCAUGAUGAUU